Messenger RNA from Episyrphus balteatus (marmalade hoverfly), 2046 nucleotides. Its product is annotated as calphotin-like. Gene Ontology annotation, cellular component: chitin-based extracellular matrix. Bases 190 to 1974 code for a protein of 594 amino acids. Gene Ontology annotation, molecular function: structural constituent of chitin-based larval cuticle. NCBI's taxonomy places the organism in Eukaryota, Metazoa, Arthropoda, Insecta, Diptera, Syrphidae. The record is from RefSeq and is a predicted model, not a curated record. The transcript has 3 exons.
CCCAAGUUGAUGGGACAACUUUGAUCCUAGCAAUCUAUAAACUGUGUCGUUUUGUGGGUAUAAAAGGAGCACAUCGAAUCGAAAACAGACAGAGUUCUCAGAAACGAGUACUAGUACACAUCACUAGCAGCGUUUUUAAGUUUUAAACUAAUCAAACCCACAAAACCAAUCAAAAUCAAUAUUAUCAAGAUGAAAUUCUUUGUUGCAUUCUCCGCUUUAUUGGCAGUAGCUUCAGCCGGUGGCUUGUAUUAUGCACCAGGACCACUCCUUGCUCGUGCUGCCUUCCAGCCAGCCGUGCAACAGCAAUACCAUGCCCAGGACGAAUUCGGUCAAUACACUUAUGGAUACAGCGAGCCUCUGUCAGCCAAACAAGAAGUCAAGACUUUGGAUGGAGUGACUCGUGGAUCAUACAGCUAUGUGGAUGCUGAAGGAAAAUUGCAAACCGUCGACUAUACCGCUGAUGCUGGUGGUUUCCGUGUUUCUGCAACCAAUUUGCCCAAGCCAGUUGAAGCUCCAGAAAUUAAGCCAGCUGAAGCACCAAUGCCAGUCGUUGAAACUCCAGAAGUUGCAGCUGCCAGAUCAGCUCAUAUGGCUGCCAUUGAAGAAGCUAAGGCACGUGAAGCAUCUGUCUCAGUUGCUGCAGCUCCAGUUCCAGCUCCAAUCCCAGCUUCAAUGCCAGCUCCAGUUCAAGCCAUUUUCAAUCCACGUGAUUUGCCUCAACAAGUUGAAGAUACCCCUGAAGUUGCUCUUGCCAAGAAGGAACACUUGAAGGCUAUUGAAAAUGCCAAAUUGAGAAAUGCCAUUGUCAAGGAAGCCAAUGAAGUAUCAGCUGCUCCAGUUUAUAAUGCACCCAUUGUUGCUGCUCCAUUAGUUGCUGCUCCAGCUCCAUUACGUUACAUUAGCAGUGCGCAAGUUCCACUUGCACUUCCCUAUAGCCAAGCUAUUUUACCAUCUGGCUUUGCCUACUCAUACGGACUUCAAGAUGGUUCAAUCUUCCCAGCCAGUCGGUUUUUGAGCUCACAAAUUAUCCACGAUAUCGACUUGAUUGUACCAUCUCCGUCAAUGUAUGUCAAUGUUCCACGGAUUAUUCCAUCCGGAGAACGAAUUUCCUGUCGUGAUAAACUACCAUCGCCCAAUCCGUACGUAGCCAAGUCACCCAAUGAAUAUAGCCCUGUGGCAUUGGCUAAUACAAUGACUGCAAAAAAGGCUCAACUUACCUUUUACAUUAUGAUGAAAACAUUUGUUGCAUUUUCUGCUCUGUUAGCAAUUGCUUCAGCUAGUGUAUCAUAUUACGCCCCAGCUGGACUGGUUAUACCAGCCACAAAGCAUCAAUACCAUGCUCAGGAUGAAUUCGGCCAGUAUGCCUUUGGAUAUAGUGAACCGUUGUCAGCCAAACAGGAAGUGAAAACCUUGGAUGGCGUCACACGAGGAUCUUACAGCUACAAAGAUUCCGAUGGAAUUAUUCAAACAGUCGAUUAUACAGCUGAUGCAGGUGGUUUUAGAGUUGCCGCUACCAAUUUGCCUAAGCCAGUUGAAGCUCUUGAAGUUCCUGUCCAAGAAAUUCCCAAACAAGUUGAAGAUACUCCCGAAGUUGCAGCUGCUAAAUCUGCUCAUUUGGCUGCUGUUGAAGAGGCUAAAUUGAGAAAUCGUGAACAAGAACCUGCCCCAGUGCCAGUGAUUGCUGCUCCUGUUGAAUUGCCCCGUCAAGUUGAGGAUACUCCCGAAGUGGCACAGGCCAAGGCUGAACAUUUGAAUGCUGUCGAAGAGGCUAAAAUUAGAAAUGCUGCUAUUGAGAAGAUCGACAAAGAGUUGUCAAUCAUUCGCAGUACUCCAUUAUUGGCUCCUCUGCAAUUGGCCUAUCGUUCUUUGUUACCAAAUCCAAUUCAAAAUCAAUUCUCUUACACUUAUGGUCUGAGUGGUGCUCUUCCUCUGCUAUCAAAUACGCAUUUUGUGACUUCGCAUGUUAUUCACUAAAAAAAAACAAAAACACGAUGUUGGGAAGUUUGAUUUUAUGUGAUGUUAAAGUAUACUGGAAUUGUUUCUAAA